AUGACUGAAUUUCUACGACUUGAGGGAAGAGGCGAGGAUUCAGACACCCCAUGUGUGUGUGGUGCAGAGGAUGCCGUGUUUCGGUGUCAGGAUUGUUUCUCUGUCAAUCUUGCAUGUCGGUCAUGCACUGUUAAAUCGCACCUUAACUCCCUGCUCCAUAGAAUUAAGGAGCGGGUUUUUCCACCCUGUUUCAUUGAAAUCUAUGGGCCUGCGCAUCUAACUUGGACACCCCCCCCCGGUACCACUUGUCGCAAACCAUCACCUGCAUUCGGCAAUAAUUUUGUGAUUAUCAAUGUCCAUGGUGUGCAUUCAACAGGACUCGAUUUUUGUGGAUGUGAGCAUGAAGUUUCGCAUUUCAAACAACUACUCCGCACGCGCUUGUUCCCUGCCACAGUGACUGACCCAAGAACAGCGGCAACAUUUGCUGUCUUGGAGUUCUUUCACAUACUUUCCUUCGAGUCUAAGGUAUCUGCCUUUGAAUUCUAUCAUAGCUUGGCGCGGCGGACUGACAACACAGGAAUCACGCCAAUUCAUGUAGAAGGUCAGGAUCGCUAUUCAGUGUUUCUAAGGAUAGUCCGCGAGUGGAGAAACAUCAAAGCGCUCAAAUGUUCAGGUCGUGGCCACCAUCCUGCAGGAAUAGAUUCCACUGAAGACGGAGAUCUGGCUGUUCUCUGCCCUGCCUGCCCGCAUGUAGGGAAAAACCUUCCUACUAAUUGGGAAACUUCACCUCCAAAUCAGCAGUGCGCACCUAGAUGGAAGUACGCACUUUUUCUUGCUAUAGACGCCAACUUUCGACUCAAGCGCUGGAUGGUGUCGACCGAUCGACGAGAUCCUGGCCUUAGCAAAGGAUGGGGCUAUUUCGUCAAAGAGAGCGAAUAUAAGCGGUACCUGCGCACCAAUGGUGAAACUCUUCAAGAGAAAAGUAACUGUGUUAGCCAUAAUGCAGUUAAUCUCGCGGAUACGAAGUCAUCAAGGGGACUUGCUGCAACUGGCGUGGGCACCGUGGAUUGUGCACGCCACAAUAUGAAGUUAGCUAAUGGUGUUGGUGACUUACAGAAAGGCGAAAAAUACUUGAAUAUGGACUAUCUUGUUUUCUCUGCUCUCGCCAGAUUCUCUACCCUGUCGACAAUCAACUUUUCAUACGAUAUCGCGUGCCAGUGGCACAAAAAAUUGUGGGAUCGCUUGCCCACACUACCACCUCAUCUUCAGUUCAAUCGAGAAGGCAAGACCUUCCAUAUCGCUGCACACAUCGAAUCCUGCCAGACUCAAUUCUCAUUCAAUUGGACUCCAGGGGUAGGACGGACUGACGGAGAAGCACCUGAGCGUGGAUGGGCAAACAUCAAUCGCGUGGCUGGCAGUACAAAGGAAAUGGGUCCUGGAGCCCGACGCGACACACUCAAUGACCAGUUCUCUGAUUGGAACUGGAAGAAGAUUAUGGCUCUCGGUAAAACUAUGCUACGAAAAAUAACAGAAGCCAUCGUUGCUGAGAAGGAGCACCGUCUUGCUCUCUGGGAACUUGAGAGCUCUAUCAAUGACUCUGAAGUAGGAGCCGCUUCCCUCGCUGCAUGGAGGACAGAGAUUGAAGCCUGGGAGAUGGACCGCUCGCAGUGUAAUCCAUUCCAGCCCAGAGUUGGCGCAAUGACGCAGGCAUCUGUGCGGUUAGAGUUAGCACAACGGGACGCAAACGAGUUGGAAGAUGGGUCAGCAAUAUCACUCCACAGCGAGGUUACCUGCAGUGUUCUCAUUAGCACUGGAAUUGACCUCGAAGAUGCCCAAUGCCGUUUGCGUGUUGAUUCCUCCGCGCUUGGUCAGCACACAACCGAUAUCCAGAGGACUAAGGUCUUAACUCGAAGGAAUGUACUGCAACGUUGCCUAGAUGCAUGGACCGACAUUCAAAAACUCUACAUGCCAAUGAUUCCAAACCUCCGAAUCUCUGCAAUCCUCCUAACUGGCAUCAACAGUGACAACAGCGGCUGUCCAGUCCCAGAUCUUACCUCUGGCAAGGCAGAAGACUUUCAAUUGCUUCUGCCUUCCAAGAUAUGUGAUACCGUGCCAUGCAACAAGACACUCCUGGAAACAGAAUGGUCCCUACGUUUUGCCCAAGCUACUGAUUCUCUGAACGAGUGUCGUUCGCAUAUUCGACUGCGCCGUCAGCUGUAUCAGUUCAAGGUCCAGCAUCUACGCGGACAAGGGCCCAACACCCGCGCACGCAAAACUAUGGAUUAUACAACUCAUCACCUUGAUCGGACAGGAUGGGAGCACAAAUUGCAGCCUCUGAAGAAGGCACAUCUCAGACCAAUAGGGGACUUUGGACAACAGACUCAAGGCACGGCAAUUAUGUCCUGGAUUUGGUUAACUCACGGAAUUUCUUCUGACGACAGCGAGGGACUCCAAGACUCGCUUCGUGUCGAAUGGUGCAAAGCCCGAGCACGUCGUAAUAGGUGGUUGGAGGAAGUCCAGCUCUUAUUAGAAGAAAUGCGACGUAUUCUAGCCUUUCUCACAUGGCAGGGAGACUACUGGGAGUCGUGUGCAACCCUACCAACUGUCGAACAACCCGAGGAAAAGGAGGGCGUGAUCGCGUAUGCUCACCGCCAGGCUCACAUCCGACGAGCUUUAUUAGCAGCUUUUGCGGAACAUUGGAAGAGAGUCCCACAACUCAGCGCUGAGAAGUUCGGUAGGUUGGCUGAUCGAUAA
Molecule: messenger RNA, 2694 nt
Organism: Suillus paluster
Lineage: Eukaryota; Fungi; Basidiomycota; Agaricomycetes; Boletales; Suillaceae
Exons: 14
Coding region: 1-2694 (897 amino acids)
Source: RefSeq, a predicted model, not a curated record